Messenger RNA from Punica granatum (pomegranate), 3782 nucleotides. NCBI's taxonomy places the organism in Eukaryota, Viridiplantae, Streptophyta, Magnoliopsida, Myrtales, Lythraceae. The record is from RefSeq and is a predicted model, not a curated record.
AGGAAAUAUCAUGGAGCCAUCAUCGACGAGAAGCAUGCCUCGGGAGGUGCUGACGAAACCAUGACAUACUCUCUUAUGUCACUCAAAACUUUGACAGGCAGAUGUUUGGAUUUAGUCUUUAUCCCUAACGUUCUGAUAGGGACAGGGUACUCUCACCAGUUUGUUUCCCUGCACCAGCCAGCUUUCCGUCUGGUUGCCAAACAAAAAGGAAUGCACAUUCCAACAAAUAAGACUGAAAUUUCAUCUUCUCUGUCACUCCUUGGAUACUUCUCGGAUUUCGGGAACACGAGAAUGUUUAUCCACCGAGCCUGAUGGUGUUACAGAAAGUAUCCGAACUCAACUUUAAUAUACCUCAUAUCCAUCUGUAUAAUUAUGGAAUUAUACUCGAACCUAAGCUUCCAAUGAGCCGGAAUUAGCACCUCAAGGAUCCUGAAAGAAGAAGAACAAGAGCCUUAGCUUUAUUAGCCUCCUUUCUCCUCCUCAUUAUUUCCUUUCGGCCCGAGCAAUCAUAACUAGUACCCCGAGCUUGAGUAAUGGAUAUUGGAGCUCCCCUCCAUGUUUUUUUCCUUCCUUUCAUGGCCUACAGGCAUCUUAUCCCGACAAUGGACAUGGCCAAACUUUUUGCAGCACAAGGAAUGCGUUCCACAGUAUUCACCACUCCUCUCAACGCAGCCUACUUUCCUAGGACAGUAGAACGUUCCAGGUUCUGGGGUAUUGAGAUUGAGAUCCAAACUGUGAAGUUCCCAUCCCUAGAAUUGGGAUUGCCAGAAGGGUGCGAGAACUUCGAUUUUCUGACUUCCAGGAAGACCGCACCAGAAGAAGUUGUGAGCAACUUCUUCGAUGCCCUUGGAAUGCUUCGAGACCCCAUGAGCAAACUCCUUGAAGAGUUCCAACCCAAUUGCCUUGUGGCGGAUAUUUUCUUCCCCUGGACUGUUGAUAUCGCCCCGAGCUCGGAAUUCCUAGGAUUUUAUUUUACGGCACCAGCUGCUUCUCCAUGUGUGCUACUGAACUCCUCAGACUUGAUAAUCCACACAAGAAGGUUUCUUCCAAUUCCGAGGCCUUCACCAUUCCUGAACUUCCUGGCACAUCCAGCUAACAAGGCUACAACUGCGUGAGUUCGUGAGGCAAGAGACAGAAACAAGCUUGACCAGGCUCUUCAAGCAAGCCCUAGAGUCCGAGCUCAAGAGCUACAGAGUAACAGUCAACAGUUUCUAUGAGCUUGAUCAGGCUUAUGCCGAUUAAUUCUGGAAUGUCAUGGGGAGAAAUGCUUGGCAUAUCGGUCCACUCUCUCUCUGCAACAGAAAUACGAAAGAAAAAGGGGAAAGGGGCAAAGAAGCUUCUGUUACCGUGGACCAGUGGCUCGAUGCGAGGAGACCCAAUUCUAUUGUUUAUGUUUGUUUCGGCAGCGUAUCAAAAUUCAGUCCUUCACGACACUUGGAGAUUGCAGAGGGCCUUGAAGCUUCAGAGCAGCAGUUCAUUUGGGUUGUUAGGAAAGCUGAUGAUGAAGAAGAGCAAAACAAAGAGCGGUUGCCGGAAGGGUUUGAAGAGAGGACCCGAAGUCGAGGCCCAUUCAUUAGAGGAUGGUCGCCGCAGCUGCUCAUUCUGUUUGUGACUGAUUGUGGUUGGAACUCGAAGGAGUAACUGCUGGCGUGCCACUGGUGACAUGGCCAGUCUCAGCUGAGCAGUUCUACAACGAAAAGUUGGUUACCCAGGUACUUUAAGAUUGGGAUCGGUGUCGGGGUGAAACACUGAGUUCAUAUCGUGGGGGAUCGAGUGAGCAAGGAUGAUGUGGAGAAGGCAGUGAGGAGGGCCAUGGUGGGUGGGGAGGCAGAGGAAAUGAGAAGCAGGGCAAGAGAGCUUUCAAACAUGGCCAGGCCGUCGAAGAAGGCUGCUCGUCAUCUUCGGAUUUGGAUGUCUUAAUUAGAGAACUAAGGAUGCAUCGGAUAACUCAUGAACUGAGAAGAUGAGUAAUCUCCCAAACGGAUGAUCCGAAUGAUUCCACAUGUGAGAUAUCAUCGCAUUAAUUGCACCGAUUGCUCUCCGAUUAUGGGCAGUGAAGGGGAGAUGAAUGGCACCAGCUCCACCACUUCUAAGAUUCAUAUCUUCUUCUUCCCUUUCAUGACCCCGGGCCAUAUGAUCCCGAUGAUCGACAUGGCCAAGCUCUUCGCCAUGAGAGGAGUCAAGUCGACCCUGCUCGCGACCCCCCAUGACGAGCCGUUGUUUUUUAGGUCCAUUGACAGGACUCAGAAGCUUGGCUUUGACAUCGGUGUCGUCACCAUGAAAUUGCCGCUGCAAGAGGUGGGACUGCCCGAGUACUGCCAGAAUCUCCAUUUGGUUACUUCACCGGACAUGCGCCGCAAGUACCUGAUGGCUGUAAGGAUGCUAGAUAAGCAGUUCGAGAAGUUGGUUGAAGAGCACCAUCCCAACUGCGUGAUCUCUGACAUGUUCCUCCCAUGGACAACUGACAUUGCCCCGAAGUAUGGCAUCCCAAGGCUCAUUUUCCAUGGGACGAGCCACUUCUCGAUGGGGGCAACAGAAUGCGUGAGGCUCUAUAAGCCACACGCGGAUGUCUCGUCUGAUUCUGAAUGUUUCUUGAUCCCGAAUUUUCCGGGGGAGAUCGCAAUGACAAGAGCUCAACUACCAGAUUUUGUGAGGGAAGAAACAGAGUUCACAAAAUUCUACAUUGAAGUGAAAGAAUCGGAGCUCAGAAGCUAUGGAGUUGUCGUGAAUAGUUUCUAUGAGCUCGAACCUGCCUACGCAGAUCAUUAUGGGGAUGUGUUGGGGAGAAGAUCGUGGCGGGUCGGUCCCGUCUCUUUGUGCAAUAAGGAGAUCGAGGACAAGCUGGAGAGAGGUAACAGAGCAACCAUUAACGGGAAGGAUUGCUUGACGUGGCUCGACUCGAAGGAGACCGACUCGGUGGUUUAUAUUUGCUUCGGGAGUAUGACAAAGUUCAAUGCUUCUCAGCUCCAUGAGAUUGCUUUAGGACUCGAGGCCUCUGGCCAGCCAUUUGUUUGGGUGGUGAAGAAGGAUGAAGCUGUUGAGGAAGGAAAAGAGGACUGGCUUCCCCAAGGAUAUGAAGAUAGAAUGCAAGGGAAGGGCCUAAUCAUAAGAGGGUGGGCUCCCCAGGUGCUGAUUCUUGACCACAGGGCAGUCGGGGGAUUUGUGACACACUGUGGGUGGAACUCGACCUUGGAAGGUAUCUCUGCCGGGGUGCCCAUGGUGACGUGGCCGGUGGCGGCAGAGCAGUUCUACAACGAGAAGUUCAUUACUGAGGUGCUGAGGAUCGGGGCUCCUGUGGGAGUGAAGCAGUGGAUGAGACAGGUCGGGGAUAGCGUCAAGAGCGAGCAGGUGGAGAAGGCAGUGAGGAAAGUCAUGGUGGGUGAAGAAGCAGAAGAGAUGAGGGCCCAGGCAAGAGAGCUAUCAAAGAUGGCUAAGAAGGCCGUGGAGGAAGGAGGAUCUUCUCAUUCUGAUCUUAUGGCUUUACUUGAAGAGUUGAAGUCUCCCAAGGUUGCUGGUCACUAGUGAAUAAGCUAAAGGGCAUUGGCCCAAAGUUAAUAGUACAGUGGAGUUAAUGAUAAGUUCUUCGAUCCUACUUUAAAAUAAUGUGGCAAGGAAGAUUCAAUAGAAUUCUUGUAAUUUACAGCAAUUAUGACACUGUGACUAACAUAGUUUGUUUCAUUCUAAUUGGUUUUUUUUUUCUCAUACCAUGUUACGAGAUAAGAUCGCAAAAAAAAAAUUGUAGUUUAUCAUUUGUGAAAUAAAAUCAUUUCCUUUUCUUCUCC